Molecule: messenger RNA, 2452 nt
Organism: Pseudogymnoascus verrucosus
Lineage: Eukaryota; Fungi; Ascomycota; Leotiomycetes; Thelebolales; Thelebolaceae
Gene: APL2
Product: beta-adaptin
Exons: 4
Coding region: 162-2360 (732 amino acids)
Biological process (GO): vesicle-mediated transport; intracellular protein transport
Cellular component (GO): membrane coat
Molecular function (GO): clathrin binding
Source: RefSeq, a predicted model, not a curated record
AGCUUCGACAGUUGCCUCCUUCUUCCACAUUGCCACCCUCACCUUUGUCGCACCCAGAGUUGCUCAUAUCUUCAUACUCGUAGCCCUCGCGGUUAACUUCUACUGCAAACAGGCUUAAAACGUAUGAGGGGUGGACCCUCGACUCGCCAUCCACCGCAUCGAUGGCGGUAAAUAAGAUACGUGGGGCCUUCGCGGCGCCCAAGAAGGGAGAGACAUUCGAGCUCAGGGCUGGCCUGGUGUCGCAGUACGCCUGGGAACGAAAAGAGUCUAUUCAAAAGACGAUUAUGUCUAUGACGCUUGGAAAGGAUGUGUCCGCUUUAUUCCCAGAUGUGUUGAAGAAUAUCGCAACGCCAGACCUGGACCAGAAGAAGCUUGUCUACCUGUAUUUAAUGAAUUACGCAAAGUCGCAUCCGGAUCUAUGCAUUCUCGCCGUCAAUACCUUUGUUCAAGAUUCGGAGGACCCGAACCCCCUGGUGCGAGCUCUUGCCAUACGGACAAUGGGAUGCAUUCGGGUGGAUAAGAUGGUGGAUUAUAUGGAGGAGCCGCUACGAAAGACUCUCCGGGAUGAGUCCCCAUACGUGCGGAAAACAGCUGCGAUAUGUGUUGCCAAGUUGUUCGACCUAAAUCCAACCAUGUGCAUCGAGAACGGCUUUCUGGAGAGGCUACAAGAGUUGAUUGGCGAUCCCAACCCCAUGGUUGUCGCCAACUCUGUCACGGCUUUAGUUGAGAUAAAUGAGGCUGCGCCCGAGACAAAGGCAUUGAGGAUUACUUCUGUCACACUGAAGAAGAUGAUCAUGGCCCUUACGGAAUGCACUGAAUGGGGUCGGGUUACGAUCUUGACGACUCUUGCCGACUACAAAGCAGCUGAUGUUAAGGAAUCUGAGCAUAUAUGCGAAAGGGUAUCGCCACAAUUCCAGCAUGUCAACCCCAGCGUUGUUCUUGCUGCAGUGAAGGUGGUCUUCCUCCACAUGAGGAACCUUACACAAGAGCAGCAAAUACAAUAUCAAAGGAAGAUGGCCCCUCCGUUAGUCACACUCGUCGCCUCAGCCCCUGAAGUUCAGUAUGUCGCAUUAAGGAACAUCGACCUCCUCCUGCAAGCAAAGCCCGAUAUUUUAAGCAAGGAACUCCGCGUUUUCUUCUGCAAAUACAAUGACCCCCCAUACGUCAAACUACAGAAACUUGAAAUUAUGGUACGGAUAGCUAACGACAAGAACGUCGAUCAACUUUUGGCGGAGCUGAAAGAAUAUGGAGCUGAGGUGGAUAUGGACUUUGUCAGACGCGCUGUUAAGGCCAUUGGACAGGUUGCUAUUAAAAUCGAGAGUGCCAGUGAGAAGUGCGUGAAUACGCUAUUGGAUCUUAUCGCUACCAAGGUUAAUUACGUCGUCCAAGAAGCUAUUGUUGUCAUCAAGGAUAUCUUCAGGAAAUACCCAGGGUAUGAGGGCAUUAUUCCGACACUAUGCAAAUACAUCGACGAGUUGGACGAGCCUGAAGCCCGUGGCGCUCUUAUAUGGAUUGUUGGAGAGUAUGCGGAAAAGAUCAGCAAUGCAGACGAGAUCCUAUCUGGUUUCGUUGAAGGCUUCAUGGACGAGAAUACCCAGACACAACUCCAAAUCCUCACAGCUGUCGUUAAGCUCUUCCUCAAGAAGCCGGACAACAAUCAAACACUUGUGCAGCAAGUUUUGCAGCAAGCUACUGCCGAAAACGACAACCCUGAUAUCCGCGACCGUGCCUACGUCUACUGGCGUCUCCUUUCCGGCGACCUCGACGCUGCCAAAUCUGUUAUCCUCUCCGACAAGCCCGCAAUCACCACAACGAUGACCUCACUGCCACCUUCGCUCCUCGAGUCGCUCCUAACCGAGCUAUCUACUCUCGCGUCCGUAUACCACAAGCCGCCGGAGACCUUUGUUGGCCAGGGUCGCUUCGGUGCCGAUGCCAUCCAGCACGCUGCCAUCCAGGAGCAGAUGCAGAAUGCGCGCGAGAACCCGAUCGCUGCCUCCGUCGCAACUACCGCCGGGACAUCCCAGAACAAUGCGGAGAACCUCCUGGACAUCGACUUCGAUGGCGCAGCACCAGCAUCAUCGGAGGCACCUCCACUUGGUGGCGCUUCAGGUCUAGAGGGUCUAGCUGGCACGCCCCAACGGGUUGCAAGCCCAGACGCCGGUGCGCCGCAGACAAGCAGUAUGAAUGACAUGAUGGGCUUGUUUGACGCACCAGCGCCAUCUCAACCAGGUGGUAACGAUUUGAUGAAUGGGUUCGCGGGGAUGGAUCUUGGCGGAUCAUCCCAGCCACCGCCACCGCAAACGCAGUUGCAGGGCCAGAAUGGAAAGAAGACGAAUGAUGAUCUGUUGGGCAUGUUCUAAUCUAACCCGGCGCACAUUAGUGGCGGGGUAGGUAUUAAGGCGAAGCAAUAGUCCAGUAUCGUAGAAAUGAAAUAAAAAAGCGAUUUGAAAUC